Molecule: messenger RNA, 2758 nt
Organism: Clupea harengus (Atlantic herring)
Lineage: Eukaryota; Metazoa; Chordata; Actinopteri; Clupeiformes; Clupeidae
Source: RefSeq, a predicted model, not a curated record
CCGAGGACUGGGGAAUUAGAUAUUGUCGAUCUGUCAGAUAAAAACUUUAAGAAGAACGAAACGACAAAAUCAUGUGAUUCAACAGUUAUAGGCCAGAGCCAGGAAUAUUCUGGUGUGUACUAUAGUAAGACACGUUAUGCAAUAUUUGGUAAUCAAGCGUUUUAUUCACAGGUACGCUCUUUUCGGUUAUCAAAGCAAAGUUAAAUGUUAGAGAAACGCUUCUCGUCUUUCUUAUCCAUUCACAGCCAACACAUGGCCGUCGUAUUCUAAAGCCUGUUCGUUCAGAAACGCGGCUAGACGGGUCGUCGACGCCCCUCAGCCGAUACAUUUUUUUUAGCAACGUAGCAACAAAAAUAAAAAAAAACAUUUAACCAUAAACAGUUCGAAAAGUAAUUAAGCACUAAUACUACCACAAGUACCUGUAAUAUCAAAUGCCUGUGUCCACCAGUUCACUUGAAAACCGACUUAUUAGGAAUUAUAUAUGCCCACUGCUGUGCAAGAGUGUUGAUGCCUCCUCAAACUAAUUGUCCAUUUAAACAUGCUAGCUUUGCCAAAAUGUCUUGUUUUCUGUAAUGAAAACUUCGUUCUCUAUCCAACAACUAAAUGAUGACACUGGAUAGUGUAACUGAGGAUAUUAUCGUGGUUAUUUUAUGUACUCACAUCACAGCAAAAAACGAGUCUCCAUUUACCAUAUCAUACAAUCUCAAUCUUCUCGAAUUGCCCCGAACUGCUCCCGGCCAUGACAAUGAAUUUUUGUUCCUGAAACAUACCUUAAUAAUCAAAGCCAUAUAUGUACUCUAAGAAACUGUUUAAUUAUUAUUUGCCACAGUACAUUUGAUUCCUUGUUCUUCAUUAAUUUUCAUUUGUACUACACACCGAUAACUAACUUUGGUAUCACUGCUGGUUUUACGAAAAUGGUUGUUCCUCCUAUCGAGUUACUAGAAACUGAUUGACACUUAUUUUAUCCAAUAGUACUUAUUCUCAUGUUUAAAAUGGUACAUCCUUUGCCUGUCUUUGAGUAAUGUAAAGGUCUGAUUGGAUAAUGCGUAACCAAGUCACCAAGAUGUAUUGCCCGUGCGCAGCGACGCACGGUUCAUUGCGUUCUUCAUUGCGACGAAAUACGAGUUUCUGACAAGUAGUUUUUAAUCAUAGUUUAUAUUAUAGUCCUAUAGUUUAGAUUAUAUUAUAUCCUCUAUUGCAUUAUUCUCUAUUCCUUCAUUCAAAAAUGAAGAAAUAUACCCGGGAACACGAAGAAGACGAGGUUGGGGCAAGUAUAGAUUCCCUCGAGGAGUUGGAUUGGGAUGAUCGCAUUGACCGUGUCCUUGACAUAGAUGUCCCUGCAGGAGACACACCUGUCCUCGCCCCUCUCCCAACACCCCUCACCUUUUCUGACCUUCCAGGUCCGUCAAGCCCUCCUCCAGCUCCAAGGCAGACGAGGGCCAAAAGGAGAGUGCGGCCAUCCUCCAAGACAGCAACAGCACCCAUACCACUGCCGCCUCCUUCAAAGAGGAGAAGACCUGCCCUACUGGUGGAUAGAGGGCAUGAUGGUGGUUCUGAGGAGAACGUGUGCCCCUCACAGAUUCCUGCAAGGCAGACGAGGGCCAAAAGGAGAGUGAGGCCAUCCUCCAAGACAGCAACAGCAUCCACACCAUGGCCGCUUCCUUCAAAGAGGAGCAGACCUGCCCCACUGGUGGAUAGAGGGCAUGAUGGUGGUUCUGAGGAGAACGUGUGCCCCUCACAGAUUCCUGCAAGGCAGACGAGGACCAAAAGGAGAGUGAGGCCAUCCUCCAAGACAGCAACAGCACCCAUACCACUGCCGCCUCCUUCAAAGGCCUCCACCAGACCUGCCCCACCGGUGGAUAGAUGGCAUGAUGGUGCUGAGGAGGACGUGUGCCCCCCACAGUUUCCGUUCUGCCCUGAGGACGCCAGGACCGCAGCUUGAUUCCCAGAAAUCUUACAGCCCCCAGGAAAUAGAGAGCCAGCCACUAUGUGUCCCAUUAGAAGCCUGUGUACUCUCCAAUGAUCCCAACCUAAAAGCCACCAAGGGGAGGAGGAAGUGCCGACUCUGCAAGUCCUCCACUAUAUGGCUAUGUGAGGCUUGUGACGUGCCCCUGUGCAUAAUCCCAGGGCGGUGUUGCUUCAGAUUUUGGCAUGAGGCCAAAAGCAGACAGUGUGUCUGAUUUUUUUUUUUAUGUUAUAUAUAUUUUUUUUUUGUAUACAUAUUUGUACAUAGUUCUUUUUUGUGUGUACUUAUUUGUAAAUAGUUAAUUUUCCCUUUGCCUCCUAAAAUCCAACCCCUCAUCCACGUUGUAGGAGGUGGUAACAGCACAUUACAUGUGAGGCAUUUGUAGUUGUUCUGGCUAACCGGGCUCUGGUGUGGACAUUUUUUUUUUUCAUUUUGAUUUUAUUUUAUGAAAGACUGAGACCACUGGAACAAACAUCAGGACAGGCUUCACUUCAAAUAAGUACAAAACCACAAAAACAUACAUGAUAAUGUGAUAAUGUACUUCUAGAUGGAUUUGGAUAGGUUUUUGGGUAUAUUUUGGAUAGGCUAUAGACCAUCAUGUAUAUUCUCACAAGAAAAUACAAUACAAUGCAAAUUAUUACAUUGAAAUUAAUUCAAAAUGGUUUGCUGUAGUACAGAAGGCAAGAUAAAGUUAGAAUGCUGGAUAUACAGUGACUUUUGUAUUUGGUGAUUUUGGAGAGGUUAUGAGACACUUGGAGACGUCUAAAGACACCAUAUGGAAACUGAUGUGUG